AUGCACAAUCAAAAUGUUGUUAAUGAGAAGACAGCUGAAGGAAGUAAUCUAACAUCGACAAUGAUUGGACAACAACAACAACAACAAUUGAUUCAUCCACUUUUGAUGCCUUCAUUAAAUGUCUCUUCACAAAAGAUUUCGGCUAUGUUGGCUGCAUUAACUCCAUCAUCAACUGCGAAUACUAUGCCAAUACAUCAAUCAACAUCGACAUCUCUCGCAACAUCAAACAAUAAUAUAAUGAACUCACGAGCAGUCAAUUCAACAGGAAAUAUACGUUCAAAUGGAUCCAGUUUUGGAUGGGGAAAUCGAGAACGUAAAAUGGAAGAAAAUUGGCGUAUGCAAAAUCGAAAUAUUUAA
Messenger RNA from Rotaria sp. Silwood1, 357 nucleotides. Lineage: Eukaryota; Metazoa; Rotifera; Eurotatoria; Philodinida; Philodinidae. The record is from the annotation of a GenBank genome assembly.